GACCAGCUAGCUAAGGUUACAGCCACUGCGCACACACACGUGUUGGAGCUGUGCUGUCCCUUUAGAUCAUGUAGGACAGUAGUAGUAACUGUCAAAACACUAAAAAACGUGAGGAUCAUGUGUCAUGGACGACUUCGUUGAUGCUGAGGCGCUUUAGCAGAAGACACAAUGAGUGGUCAAAGUCCUCCAGCCUCUAAUGGCAUUACUCCACUGCAGCAGAUGGCGGCGUCCUGCUCCGGAGCCAUCCUUACAUCUUUGUUUGUUACACCUUUGGAUGUUGUGAAGAUCAGACUGCAAGCACAGAAAAAUCCCUUCCCCAAAGGGAAAUGCUUCGUCUACUGCAAUGGACUAAUGGACCACAUAUGUGUGUGUGAAAAUGGCAACUCCAGGGCCUGGUACAAAGCCCCAGGUCACUUCAGUGGCACGCUGGAUGCCUUCAUAAAGAUAGUCCGCAACGAAGGAGUAAAAUCAUUAUGGAGCGGUCUACCUCCAACCCUUGUGAUGGCAGUCCCUGCUACAGUGAUCUACUUCACGUGCUACGACCAACUGUGCGCAGCACUGAGGGUCAGGAUGGGAGAGCGUGCUCAGGUGGCUCCUCUUCUAGCAGGAGCUAUCGCUAGAGUGGGUUCAGCGACAGUGAUCAGCCCCCUGGAGUUGAUCCGUACAAAGAUGCAAUCUCGGAAACAGACGUACAGGGAGCUAACCGACUGCAUCCGCUCUGCGGUGCAGGCAGAGGGCAGGCUGUCUCUGUGGCGAGGCCUGGGGCCCACGCUCCUCCGAGACGUGCCCUUCUCUGCCAUGUACUGGUACAACUAUGAGAGGGGCAAGAGCUUCCUGUGUGAGCUGUAUAACACCAGAGAACCCACCUUUACCAUGACCUUCAUAUCUGGAGCGGUGUCUGGCUCUAUUGCAGCCAUCGUAACGUUACCUUUUGAUGUCGUCAAAACGAGGAGGCAGGUGGAGCUGGGAGAGCUACAAGCAAAGAAUUUGUCCCAUCAGGUCUCCACCUCCACCCUCAGUGUGAUGAGCAGGAUUGUGGCGCAGGACGGCUUCAGUGGACUGUUCAGAGGUUUCCUCCCAAGGCUGAUCAAAGUGGCCCCGGCCUGCGCAAUCAUGAUCAGCACCUACGAGUUCGGAAAAGCCUUUUUCCGCAAAUACAACGAGGAGAGGAUACUCAGGCCGCUGCAGACCAGCAACUCCUGAAACAGCACUACGACCACUGUGAUACUAUAGCAGGGGGAGAAAUGGCUCAUUUUGCCAAAGUAAAAAAACACAAGCAGAAAUGGUGAACGGCUCAACCCAUUUCUGCGUUAAAGAUUUAUAUUAAAUUCAGUUUAUUUGUAUUUAAAAUGAUAUUCUAUAAUAUAUGUUCACUCCUACAGAUCCUGUGCGCACAACUGAAAAUAGAUCAUGUUUUGUCUGUCUCAUCAGUGCUCCAAUCACAUGCUUUUUGAUGCGCUGAACAGCCAGCAGAUGGCAGCCACAGUUUUGUUAAUAAUAUGUGAUAUGUUUCACUGUAAUCAUGUGCACUGUGCCUGAAGUCCUUACAUUAGAGAUACAAGAUUGUGAUUCCCCUGUGUGUCAGUCCAAGUCAGUGUAUCCUUCCACAACACAGAGAGGAUCUCUGUGUGUUUGCACCUCUACUCCAACUCCCUGUUACCUGUGAAUACACGUGUGACAGAGAAACAAACGCACAACAGCCCAAAUCAAGUGUUAAGCCAUUAAGAGUGUGGACUGUGACAUGUGUAAACUUCAUGAAAAUAUGACUUUUCAAAUGUUUACUAUACAUACCUGAUUGUCUUUGUAGAUUCUUCUCAUGCACUGACUUUAUACAGACUGUAUCACACCCAUUCAUUGUCAAAAAGAAACUCAAAUGUCGCUAUCAAAUUCUCACUGUUUGAUCAAGUGGAGUUUAUUCAAAAUGAAGGAUAAAAAGGCAAACAAAUCCAAUAAAACAUCUGCUGCA
Molecule: messenger RNA, 1966 nt
Organism: Epinephelus fuscoguttatus (brown-marbled grouper)
Lineage: Eukaryota; Metazoa; Chordata; Actinopteri; Perciformes; Serranidae
Gene: slc25a40
Product: solute carrier family 25 member 40
Exons: 10
Coding region: 169-1203 (344 amino acids)
Biological process (GO): mitochondrial transmembrane transport
Source: RefSeq, a predicted model, not a curated record